AUGUCUACACCCAAGAUUGAUUCUCACCAGCACUUUUGGCACUACGAUCCCGUUGAAUUCGCUUGGUUAAACGAGGAUAUGAAGUCCUUGCGGAGAGAUUUCCUGCCUCCAGAAUUGAAGAACCAUCUCGAAGCUUACGGAAUGGAUGGGACGGUAGCCGUUCAAGCUCGCCAAUCCGAAGAGGAGACGAACUUUUUGUUAGGGCUUGCAGAGCAAUACCCUGAAGUGGUCCGUGGUGUUGUGGGAUGGUUGGAUCUCCGCGCUGAUGAUAUUGAGGAAAAACUUGCGCUCUACUCGAAACGAGAUAAGCUUGUUGGAGUUCGCCACAUCGUGCAAGAUGAACCGGACGAUGAGUUCUUAUUGCGCGAGAACUUCCUACGUGGCAUCAGCCUUCUGAAGAAGUACAACCUGACCUACGAUAUCCUAAUCUACCCGAAGCACUUGAAGGUAGCCAAGGAAUUCGUAGCGAAGUUCCCUGACCAGCCUUUCGUCAUCGACCACAUCGCGAAACCUUUCAUUAAGGACCACAUUAUCGGUGAGUGGGAGCAGGGCAUUCGCGAUCUGGCCGCUUUUCCGAACGUGUUUGUGAAGGUGUCUGGGAUGGUGACGGAAGGAAACUGGGCGAAUUGGAAGGAAGAGGACUUCACACCGUAUCUGGAUAUUAUUUUCGAUGCGUUCGGUGUGGAUCGCGUGAUGGUGGGAUCGGAUUGGCCGAUGAUGACGCUGUGCGGUGAAUAUGGGCAAGUGGUGGAUAUCGUGAAGAAGUACAUUUCCAAGUUCAGCGAGGCGGAUCAAGCGAAGAUUAUGGGCGGGAAUGCGAUUCGAUUCUAUAAGUUGAAGGUUUGAAUUCAUCGAAUGGAAUGAAAAUGGAAUGGAAUAGAA
Messenger RNA from Blastocystis hominis, 882 nucleotides. RefSeq lists its product as hypothetical. The record is from RefSeq and is a predicted model, not a curated record. NCBI's taxonomy places the organism in Eukaryota, Bigyra, Opalinata, Blastocystidae. The transcript is spliced from 6 exons. The coding region runs from base 1 to 846 and encodes 281 amino acids. Gene Ontology annotation, molecular function: hydrolase activity.